Molecule: messenger RNA, 7702 nt
Organism: Haliotis rufescens (red abalone)
Lineage: Eukaryota; Metazoa; Mollusca; Gastropoda; Lepetellida; Haliotidae
Product: serine/threonine-protein phosphatase 6 regulatory ankyrin repeat subunit C-like
Exons: 6
Coding region: 357-4880 (1507 amino acids)
Molecular function (GO): protein binding
Source: RefSeq, a predicted model, not a curated record
CUUUGGAAUUCCCGUUUACGACUUUUCGUUUAAGAACACCGAGCAAUUGGUCAGUACACGAACACAAACUCACGAAAUACCUUUGAAUAGCAGGAAGAGGAGAGGAAUUGAUAUGAUAGGAUCAUAAUGAAGAUGGGUCGGCAACCUAUUGUUGCUGUAGGUCUGUCAAGGCGCUGAAAGUGAAAGUGAAAGUACGAUUACUGAGUGACUACUAGCACCACAAGAGGUGUCAGUCAGAAAGCUGUUUCAAGUAUCUGCCCUCAGCCACGUUUACUUCUCAACUUGCUAAAGACUUGCAGGGUGUUCCGUAACGUCUUGCGUGAUGCUUCAUGGUGAUGUGAAGAGCUGAACUUGUAAUGGCCAGUACAGACGAGGACAGUGGACACCAUCUGGCCAUGACCACAUCCGGUGAGCAGUCGCGAGGUCACAUGGCCACUUCCAGUGAGCAGUCUGGAGGUCACAUGGACACUUCCGGUGAGCAGUCUGGAGGUCACAUGGACACUUCCGGUGAGCAGUCUAGAGAUCACAUGGACACUUCCGGUGAGCAGUCUGGAGGUCACAUGGACACUUCCGGUGAGCAGUCUGGAGGUCACAUGGACACUUCCGAUGAGCAGUCUCGAGGUCACAUGGCCAUUCCUGAUGUUGACUCUGAAAGUUCAGAUGUAGAAAACUUAACAGCAGAGGAGGACGUUGUGCUAUUGAACCAGCCACCAGUCCCCGGAUUCGGUGACCGUCCUUCAGGGGGCUCCCAGGUUGCCAACACUUUGAACAUCAUCACCGAACAGACCAGACAAGGAACACUUGGGAGAGGUACCCUUGAUUUGCGCACAGACGAAGCGAAGAAGAUUUUUCUUCCAACUGAACCCUACAAAGACAUGAAACGAAAAUUGAAGGAAUUUGGACAUGUGACCAUCUGCGGGGCUUCGGGAGAAGGCAAGACAACGAUGGCUCUGGUGUUAGGGUCAAAGUAUAGAUGCAAAGGCUACGAGGUCGUGUUUGUGGAGAAUAUUGAGAAGUUUGACUUAGACCACUGUCUUAGUAGACACCCCAGAGUAUUCCUCAUAGUAGAUGACAUGUUUGGUACUGUUGGAAUAUCUGCGAAUACAUCACAGGUGAAAUCCUUUCUAGACAACCUUCUCCUCCAUUUAGAACAAAAGUGGAGUGUGGAAAAGCUGCAGUCAGAAAUGCAUGAAAGCUAUAAUGCUGUUGGUAAAUCCAGAAAGAAAGUGCAGAGUCAACCAGAAUUUCAAACAAAAGAUAGUGAUACUGUUGGUAAAUCCAGAAAGAAAGUGCAGAGUCAACCAGAAUUUCAAACAAAAGAUAGUGAUGCUGUUGGUAAAUCCAGAAAGAAAGUGCAGAGUCAACCAGAAUGUCAAACAAAGGAUAUUCGUGUGAUCUUCACAUCAAAGUCAUACAACUUCCAUGAUGGACUUGCAAAACUGCAGUACGAGGGUUUCAAACUGUUCAACGGUCAAACUGUAAUGGAUUUAACCACACAAGAUAAAUACUGGCUUUCUGACAAAGAGAAAAAGACAAUAUUUGAACAACAUAGGAAUGCUCUUGGUGACUGCUCCAUGCAACAUAUACCUGAUUACAGUGAGCUGGGAAUAUGUUCAAAUGUCUUUGGAUUCCCUCUUAUUUGUAAACUUUGUUUUGAAUUUUCAUCUUUCUACAAAAAUGCAAAAUCUUUUUUCAAGGAACCUCUGUUUUAUCUCAGGCUAGAACUAAAGCAUUUGCUUGAAGAGAAAAAUGACCGAUCAGCCAUUCUUGUUCUGAUGCUACUGUGUGAAGACAAAUUGGACCUGAGCAAGUUAGACAGUGAAGGUGAGGAUAAGGAAAUCGACAGCCUGGUCAAAACUGUUUUACAGCUGAUGUCUGACGCUACACGUUCAGGCAUGUACAAAGCAGCUAAAGGUUUGAGAGGUACAUUCUUCACAAGAGGAGACACUGUUGGAUUUGCUCAUUCUUCAAUCUAUGAUGCUUGUAUGUGUGCCUUGUACAAUAUCAGUCCAAUCUUUGUUUUGAAGCACUGCAGUGAUGACUUUCUGUUUGAAAGGGUACAAGGUGACAAGGUUGAAGAAACCAAAGUUGAUGAUCAUCUCCAUUUGAUAUAUGUCUCAGAGAAUUAUGAUAAUCUACUUACCACAAGGUUUGCACAGUCUAUUAAACUAGGACAGUUUUCUAAAUCAGUGACACAUCCAAUUCUCAAACAAGACACCACCGUUUUCAAGCUGCUCAACAAACUUCAAGGUGAUCGGACAAAACAGACUCAUCAGCAUAAUCAAACUGAUUCUAAGGAAGAACCUUGGUUUCACAAGAAAGAGAAAGGACAAUGUUUUCUGUACUGGGCAGUUCUUGGACAUAAUGCACGUCUAGUUACAUAUAUAGAACACACAACUGGAGAAGAGUUCACUCAAGGAGAGAUCAGUGAGGCCAUGGAAGGAUGUGCACAAAGCAACAACGUGACAGCAUUGAAAUGGCUGUUCAGCAGGAGUGAGAAACAUGACCAUCAGUUGACACUGAACAGACUUUUGUUGGUAGCUGCUGAAAGUGGCAGCUCUGACAUACUAGUGUAUCUGCUGCAGGAAGGCGCUGAUAUUAACACAAGUGACAAAAACAUGCAAACCAUCUUCCAUCUUGUCAGUAAAUCAGGAAUGGAAAAAACCCUGAAAGUCCUGUUAACCAGGAAACCUGGGAAUAAUGUUAUAAACUCUGUUGAUGUGAAUGGCAGGACCCCUGUCAUGGUUGCAGCACACACAGGAUCAGAGGGAUGUUUUAAGUUACUGCAGACAAUAUCAAACUUGAAUGUGAAAGACAAAUAUAGCUACGAAAUUAUUCAUCUUGCCAGUUUUCGUGGUGCCAAGGCUAUAGUGCAACAUGUCCUGUCUCCUUCUAACAUCAACAGUAGAGGCACACAUGGAUACACACCAGUAAUGGUGACAGCUGUCAGUGGACAUCAAAGUGUGUUUGACCUCCUUGUGUCCAACCAAGCUGACCUCACACUGGUGGAUACACAUGGUGAUAGUUUACUUCAUCUUGCCUGUCGCUGUGGGAACACUGCUAUAGUACAACAUGUUCUGUCUCCUUCUAACAUCAACAGUAGAGGCACACAUGGAUACACACCAGUAAUGGUGGCAGCUUUCAAUGGACAUCAAAGUGUGUUUGACCUCCUUGUGUCCAACCAAGCUGACCUCACACUGGUGGAUACACAUGGUGAUAGUUUACUUCAUCUUGCCUGUGAGGGUGGGAACACAGCUAUAUUACAACAUGUCCUGUCUCCUUCUAACAUAAACAGUAGAGAGAGGCAUGGAUACACACCAGUAAUGGUGGCAGCUAUCAAUGGACAUCAAAGUUUGUUUGAUCUCCUUGAGUCCAACCAAGCUGACCUCACACUGGUGGAUACAGAUGGUAAUAGUUUACUUCAUCUUGCCUGUCAGGGUGGAAACACUGCUAUAGUACAACAUGUCCUGUCUCCUUCUAACAUCAACAGUAGAGGGAUACAUGGAUACACACCAGUAAUGGUGGCAGCUUUCAAUGGACAUCAAAGUGUGUUUGAUCUCCUUGUGUCCAACCAAGCUGACCUCACACUGGUGAAUACAGAUGGUGAUAGUUUACUUCAUCUUGCCUGUCGCGGUGGGAACACUGCUAUAGUACAACAUGUUCUGUCUCCUUCUAACAUCAACAGUAGAGGCACACAUGGAUACACACCAGUAAUGGUGGCAGCUUUCUAUGGACAUCAAAGUUUGUUUGACCUCCUUGUGUUCAACCAAGCUGACCUCACACUGGUGUAUACAGAUGGUAAUAGUUUACUUCAUCUUGCCUGUCGGGGCGGAAACACUGCUAUAGUACAACAUGUCCUGUCUCCUUCUAACAUCAACAGUAGAGGGAUACAUGGAUACACACCAGUAAUGGUGGCAGCUGUCGGUGGACAUCAAAGUGUGUUUGACCUCCUUGUGUCCAACCAAGCUGACCUCACACUGGUGUAUACAGAUGGUGAUAGUUUACUUCAUCUUGCCUGUCAGGGUGGAAACACUGCUAUAGUACAACAUGUCCUGUCUCCUUCUAACAUCAACAGUAGAGGGAAACAUGGAUUCACACCAGUAAUGGUGGCAGCUGUCGGUGGACAUCAAAGUGUGUUUGAACUCCUUGUGUCCAACCAAGCUGACCUCACACUGGUGAAUACAGAUGGUAAUAGUUUACUUCAUCUUGCCUGUCAGGGUGGAAACACUGCUAUAGUACAACAUGUUCUGUCUCCUUCUAACAUCAACAGUAGAGGGAUACAUGGAUACACACCAGUAAUGGUGGCAGCUGUCAGUGGACAUAAAAGUGUGUUUGAGCUCCUUGUGUCCAACCAAGCUGAGCUCUCACUGGUGGAUACACAUGAUGUAAGUUUACUUCAUCUUGCCUGUCAGGGUGGAAACACUGCUAUAGUACAACAUGUUCUGUCUCCUUCUAACAUCAACAGUAGAGGGAUAUAUGGAUGCACACCAGUAAUGGUGGCAGCUGUCAGUGGACAUCAAAGUGUGUUCGACCUCCUUGUGUCCAACCAAGCUGACCUCACACUGGUGAAUACAGAUGGACAUGGUUUACUUCAUAUUGCCUGUCAGGGUGGAAACACUGCUAUAGUACAACAUGUCCUGUCUCCAUCUAACAUCAACAGCAGAGGGAUGCAUGGCCAUACACCAGUAAUGGUGGCAGCUGUCAGUGGACAUAAAAGUGUGUUUGAGUUCCUUAUGUCCAACCAAGCUGACCUCACACUGUUGGAUACAUCUGGUCAUAGUUUACUUCAUUUUGCCUGUCAGGGUGGGAACACAGCUAUAAUACUACAUGUCCUGUCAUGGAUACACACCAGUAAUGAAGGCUGUGUUUUAUGGACAUAAAGAUGUGGUCGACCUCCUUGUGCAGCACAAAGCUGACCUCACACUUCUAACAGACGGUAAUGAGGACAUUGAAUGUUUAGCUCAGAUGGAUGGACAUCCAACUCCAACCAGUUAUCUUCAAAUUGUGAACCAUCCACACUGAUUAAACUCUCUCCUGUCAAACAAAUCCACAGGACUGUUCUUUCCCAUUCUAUACAUUCACCGUCAAGUGCGGAUACACCUGUUUGGAAAAGGUAAGAUGCACAGCCUUUUGAAGAAAGAAAUGCUUGCACAGGAUUCAGGAAACAAAGUGCAUUUGUAAGACAGUUACUGAAUUGUUAUCCUUAUAUAAGACAAUAACAAUUCACUGAAUGAUUUGGUUAUAUGUAAUCAUGACUAGUAUGCCGCAAGAAGUUGGGGGCGCACCCUUGAUGAGCAAGAUUUUCUGCAGACCAGUUAUUGUGAACAAUUUGCAAACCCCAAAACAUGGUCUCUUGAAAGAUACAGACUCCACUGCCAGAAUAUUACAUGGUGAGUCACCCAGUGAAUAGCCAUAAUCCGGUGCACGAAAUCUGCCAUGGUAGUACCUGUUGCUGAUUACAGGACACAGGACAUGCAGUCUAUCUCACAAGCUCUUACAUAAUCUGUGGGCCUGGCCGCCAUAUUGUUGAUAUCGACAGCCCAACAUUGUCUUGUAACUCGCAUUCUGGUUGGUUUCCAUGACUGAGUAGCAAAGCAAAUCAAACUGGCUAAUGAAAAUCAAUGCCGGGUAAUUUGUGAUCACGAGUUUGGUGUUUUGGGUACAGAGUUGGUAAAAAACUGCAAGUGACAACAGAUCACGUUGUCAAUAUAGUGAAGCAGAAUAGUUUCCGGAAAGUGACAUCUCGUGAGUUGUAUGGUGGGUUUGUAAAUCUGGACAGAAUUGAAGUGACCUAAUUGAUAUGACUUUAAUGAGAUUACCAUUAUUGAUAUGUUGGCUGUAGGAGCAAAGUUUGUUAUAUUUCCUAUUUAAAUUAGGCCCGUCAGGGUGCUGCUUAAUAUAUUUGCUUGGUUUUGAGGUUGACAGAUGUUACAGACUUCAAAGCUUUAUACCCCUAGGAUGUUUUUACAUAUGAUUAGAUGACAUGAGAGGUUCAAAAAGCCUGUGUACACCAUAACUUGAGUAUUUAUUAAUGGAAUUUCAUGAAUCUUAGUAUAUGUGAUCUCUUACGUUUGGUGACCUCCAUAUAAGGUCAAGGUCACUGGAGGUCAAAUAAUAGUGAGUGAGUGAGUAUGGUUUUACUGUCCUGGGCUGUGGGGGUCACACUUGAUUUACCAGAUCUGGGAAGGUCAUGUGACGUCGUCCAAAUAAAGAGGACACGUAAACGAAAACCCUGCACUUUCGUGGACCUUGUGUUCAUGUUUAACAUGCAGAUCACACACAUACAUGGUCACAUGGUUCGCACGUGGAUGAGUUUUGGAGAAUUUGCAUGUUUGUAGUCUGUAUUUUGCCAUAAGGCAGCUGUAACAAUAGUGUUGUUUGGACCACCUGUAUCUUCAUGAUUCAUGUAUCACAAUGUGUAAAAGUCCGACAUUGUAGCAGUUGCUGGUUGAAGUCAUUAGCACAUAUCAUUUUGUCUGUCUUUAUUUAAGGAAUUGUACUUUCAUUAAUAAUGUGUGUACACAAUAUUUAUCUUGAGCAUUUAUAUGUAAAUAGAACUUGACGAGACUUUAUAAGCAUAUCUUGAUCGUUCGUGGUUGAAUGUCAAGGUAAUUAAACCAGAUGUGCUUGUUAUGUAAGGCAGCUAGAGGCCAUGGACUUUCAAGAUUUCAAGGUUGUACUGCAUUGCAUGUGUUUUCCCAUACUGAAGUUAUGUUAUAAAACAGAAGUGCUUAUACCUUGGCUAUUACGGUAGAGAGUUGCAUGGGACUUUCUAUUUCAAAGUUGUACUGUCCUGGGCAUGUGUGCAGUCAGUGCCUUAACUGAUGUCACUAUCAAAGUGGCAGGUUAUUAUGAUUUAAAGAUCUAUAAAGGUAUAUUUUUAAAGGUCUAACAAUAUCUGUACAUCUUGUAACCUUAAUGUUGUAGAAAAUAAGUAUCAUUUUAUGCUUGUGUGUAAACUUCUUCAAUUAAGAAACAAGUAUAUUCCAAAGAAGUUUACAUCUUACCUCAAAUAUUACUUUAUUACAAAAUAUUGCAUUGUACAUACAUCAUGUAUUGCUAGUCAGAGGAAACACGCAUACCCUAUAAAUACGUUGAACUAUGGACCUAUGGACUUUCAGUUUGCAAUGAAAAAACGAAUUUGAAAGUGUGCAGUCAAUGCCUUAACUGAAGUCACUAUCAAGUGAUUCACCAUAUAUGUUUUUGUUGGGAAUUCUCUGGGGCUUCAUGAAGAGGUUUGCAUGUAACGCUAACAGCUUUCUCGUUCAGCAUGUAUAAUCUGCAAUAUAUUCACUUGUAAAAUUAGGAUGUUUAUAAUGGUUUAAUUUAUGCAAUUAAUAUGAACAAGUUUAUUUUCAAGUUGUGUUAUGUUUACUUUUUUCAAUGCUGGAAUAUGUGUGUCAUGACAUGUAAACUAUUUCUUGUGUGUAAGAGUAUUGUAUUAAUGCUUUUGUUUUCAAAAUGCUUUUAGCAUCCUGACAUUCAAUUAUAUUUAACUCAUGUUCACUUCUCAACAUCAAUAGCAUACAUCAACAUGACCAAGAAUAACCUGGGUCAAAUCUCUCGGAAUCUGUGAUCAAACAACCAGUUAUUGAAGCAGGUUGAAUCAGAAUAUGUUGUCCGUGCAUCACUGUCAAUGUGUGUACAUCGUUUAACUGUUUGCAUACAGAGAUUGUCAUAAUAAAUACUACUUGGCCAUGAA